AUGCCAACUCGUCAAAUGUCGGUCGAUCAGGCUGUAAGGCAGGAGGCCCCCAUGACCCGAGGGACGGACAAUGCCGACGGUCGUCUUGACCGCCACCACCCUGGGGGUUUUCAGUUCCACCGCAAACUCGACUUGUCGUUAGGGAAGGUGAAGAGGUACGAGGACGAGGGGUCGACCUCGUGUCGGGACCGAUUUGUCAGGUCCUCAAGACAAAAGUUGGUGUCGUACACAGUAAAUGUAUACUGUAGCAAGUACGGCAUCAACACUGUACCUAGUGAGCAGGAAAAACGGCUCGCACUGUGGGAGCAGGCAUCACGUCAUGACAGCGAAUCAGAUUCCAGGCGCGCGAAACACAGGACCCAUACCCGUCGAUUCAUCAAUCAGCAAUCAGAUUCGACUCUUGUCCAAGCCAGGGCAAAGUUUCUGAAAACGACACACGCCAAUUCGACCAACGAGAAACCACCGGGGGACUCGAAAGCCAACCAAAAUCGACAGGCAAAGGCGAAUCGAUUCAAGCUUACCUGUAAGCCUUUCGUCGCGUUCGCCAACGGGAGCCCAUCCAGCAACCGUAGCGCAUCGCGCCGCUCCGCUCCGACAGCGUCCGUCCUUCAAGACACGGCCAGGCACAAACCACGUUCUCCAAAACAAGGCACGUCCACGACGUCUUCGAGUACGAGCGUUCUUAGCCGAGUUGCAGAACGCGAGCACAGCAUUGCUACACCGUACUUGCAGGACGGACGUUAUGACCUGCCUCCCGACUAUUGCACCCCCAUCAUGCCGUCUUCUCCUCCUCACAACCCCCCCACACGUUGCUUCCCCGUUCCAACUAGUACUAAGCACGAUCGCAUUCUAGAGACUGCCUUGGCCUUUCAAACAUCUACGACUAUCAUCCCAACGAGAGAGCCUAUCAUCAUCGUCAACUUCAUCCUCAUAGCCUUCAUUGGCCCCUGCUGUCAUUCCCAUCUGCUCUCCGUCUCUGUUGCUUUACCGGGACGCGAUCACUCUGUUCUCACUCUCAAUCUCUUAUACUUUGGAGACGCCGCUGUCGUCCCCUUGCCAAUCUUCUUUGCGCUGGCCUGGUAUGUUACAAGGACACUUUCUCUGAUGCCUUGUCAACGGCUCGUCAAGUCCUUACCCUCGUAUUCUCUGCCUCCCGUCCAAGGCUUCUUCGGUCACGCUAACCAUGGCCUUUCAGUGCGACAACCUACAGCGAAUUUGAUUUACCUCUCACAACCAACCUCUUUUGAAGUUGCAACGCCCCUCCAUCUCUUUCUUGCCUCGCGCCCACAUUUUCGAUACCCAACGCUCUCCAUCUUCCAAUCUCCCCUCCUUUACCUAGCCUUCCCAUCUCCCUAG
Messenger RNA from Sodiomyces alkalinus F11, 1356 nucleotides. RefSeq lists its product as hypothetical. The record is from RefSeq and is a predicted model, not a curated record. Lineage: Eukaryota; Fungi; Ascomycota; Sordariomycetes; Glomerellales; Plectosphaerellaceae. The coding region runs from base 1 to 1356 and encodes 451 amino acids. The transcript is spliced from 13 exons.